Messenger RNA from Penicillium digitatum Pd1, 1635 nucleotides. RefSeq names its product 3-oxoacid CoA-transferase. Gene Ontology annotation, biological process: ketone body catabolic process. The record is from RefSeq and is a predicted model, not a curated record. Lineage: Eukaryota; Fungi; Ascomycota; Eurotiomycetes; Eurotiales; Aspergillaceae. Gene Ontology annotation, molecular function: succinyl-CoA:3-oxo-acid CoA-transferase activity.
AUGACGACUCUUAGAAUUUCCACUACCCUGUCGCGCAAGGCGCUCACAGUCUGUCGACCUCGACUCUUCAUUGGAGUCCGCGCCAGCGUGCACCCCUUGCAACCAUUUAGCACCAGCACCAGCGCUAGAUACUCCAGACCUGCGCCUUUACAAUCUCUCGCUCCUAAGAUCGAGCGCGGCGGCUCAAAGCUCUUUAAAGAUGCGGAUGCUGCUGUUGCCGAUAUCAAGAGCGGAUCGACAAUUCUUAGCUCUGGGUUCGGUCUUUGCGGGGUUGCAGAGACACUCAUUAAUGCCAUGCACCGCCGAGGUGUUGAUCAAUUGCACUCGCUGACAGCCAUCUCAAACAAUGCCGGCUCCGCGGGUCAAGGAGGCCUUUCGACACUAUCGCAAAAUGGCCAGAUCGACCGUCUGAUCCUUUCAUACCUCGGGAACAACAAAUCGCUAGAAAAGAAAUAUUUGACGGGACGCAUUGCUAUUGAGCUUUGUCCGCAAGGCACGUUGGCUGAACGUCUCCGUGCUGGGGGUGCUGGGAUUCCGGCUUUCUUUACCCCAACAGGUGUCCACACCUUUAUUCAGGAGGGAAAAAUCCCGGUUCGUAUGGAUGAGUCUGGUCACGUCCUGGAGUCUGGCAAGCCACGCGAGACCCGGGAAUUUAACGGCAAAACAUACCUGAUGGAAGAAGCCUUGACCGGUGAUGUCGCCAUCCUUAGAGCUUGGAAAGUGGAUGAGGCCGGUAACUGCGUGUUCCGAUAUACUACCAAAGCCUUCGGCCCAAUUAUGGCCAAGGCCGCAACCCUAACCAUCGUAGAGGCAGAGAACAUUGUCCCAGUUGGCUCUAUCGAUCCCAACGACGUGGACCUACCGGGUAUCUUUGUGGAUCGGAUCGUCCCUGCUACGGAUGACAAGCACAUUGAAAACAGGAAGUUACGCUCGAGCGAGGCUACUGCGGCCGGGUCGGCUAAAGAUGCAGCUCAGAUGCAAAGAGAACUGAUUGGCCGUCGGGCGGCCAAGGAGCUGAAGCCGGGAUUCUAUGUGAACCUGGGUGUCGGUAUUCCCACGUUGGCACCGUCAUUCCUGCCCAAAGAUGUGAAGGUUUGGAUUCAGUCGGAGAAUGGUAUUUUGGGAAUGGGUGAUUAUCCUACCGAGAAAGAAUUGGAUCCCGAUAUUAUCAAUGCCGGAAAAGAGACCGUGACCUUGGUUCCUGGAGCCGCCACAUUCGACAGCACCGAGUCCUUUGGCAUGAUUCGCGGAGGUCAUGUCGACGUGUCUAUUCUUGGCGCUCUGCAAGUGAGUGCCAACGGCGAUUUGGCCAACUAUAUGAUCCCCGGAAAGGUAUUCAAGGGUAUGGGAGGAGCAAUGGAUUUGAUAUCGAACCCGGAUAAGACCAAGAUCGUGGUGGCCACGAGCCACGUCGCCAAGGAUGGAUCGCCCAAGAUUGUACAAAAAUGCAGUCUGCCGUUGACUGGUGCCAAUGUUGUUAGCACUAUUAUCACAGACCUGUGUGUCUUCCAGGUGAAUCGAGCUACUGGAGAGCUCACAUUGACAGAGCUUGCUCCCGGUGUUGAGGUGGAAGAAGUCCAGAGUAAGACGGAUGCCAAGUUCACUAUCGCCGAUACCCUUGAGAUGAUGGAAUGA